AUGACUACUUCAAAGCCACGAUCGAGCAUGACAAUAUCCAGGACUGAUUCCCAGACCUUCGAGCAGUGUCGAAACCCAGCCUUCGUACAGGCAGUAAAUCGCGCUGCCAAUCUUAAAAUAUUGGUCGCUAUCAAGUCGGGCAAGCUACGUGUAGUAGAACCUCCAAAGCAAACAUCACCGCUUGUAGCGCGGUACACACCACGUAUGGAUAUCAUUGACGACCCCUCGUCCUCAAACCUCGCUGCUAUCUUCGAAGUCCCAGGAAUAACGACAGAAAACAUUAAGCUGACGAUUCACGAAGGACAACUUCAUCUGUAUGGCGAGAGACGAGCACCCUACCCUACCCGCGUGGAGUCCUUCCCAAAUAAUUCCUCUCUACCCUUCAACGUCCUUACUUUGGGAGACAAGUUGGACACAGGCAGUCCGAGUCAAGUCAAGGUCCACGUCCAAGAAAUCUGUUUCGGUACCUUCCAGCGGAGUAUACCCCUUCCCAAGGGCAUCAAGAUGCAAGACAUCCAUGCCAAUCUUUCAGAUGGACUGUUGACGGUGACGUGGCCUCGGUCACCCGCCCAAACCUGUAUGGAAAAUCACAGAGCAGCUGCUGGCAAAUCGGUCAAGUCUUUCAAUUCAAGUCCCCCCAUGCACACAAUGGCUGCGGGCACUGCCUCUCAGUAA
Psilocybe cubensis is the source of this 675-nucleotide messenger RNA. RefSeq lists its product as uncharacterized. The coding region runs from base 1 to 675 and encodes 224 amino acids. The record is from RefSeq and is a predicted model, not a curated record. Gene Ontology annotation, biological process: protein complex oligomerization; protein folding; response to hydrogen peroxide. NCBI's taxonomy places the organism in Eukaryota, Fungi, Basidiomycota, Agaricomycetes, Agaricales, Agrocybaceae. The transcript has 3 exons.